Messenger RNA from Paramecium tetraurelia, 558 nucleotides. RefSeq lists its product as uncharacterized. The record is from RefSeq and is a predicted model, not a curated record. The transcript is spliced from 3 exons. NCBI's taxonomy places the organism in Eukaryota, Ciliophora, Oligohymenophorea, Peniculida, Parameciidae. Gene Ontology annotation, molecular function: zinc ion binding.
AAAACUAUACCAAUGUAAAAUAAUCAACAUGUGUAACUUCAACAAGAAAUGACUCCCACUCCAAACGAGGGAUCAAUUUCUUAGGUGGUUUAUCCAUCAAUACAGAAUCAAUAGAUCCAAAUCGGAUAGCCAAUUUCAUAAGUAAUUCCAGCUCAAUAGAUGAUGCACCCAGGUCCUUAUUAGCAAUCGCCCUAUUCUUCGGCUGAUUAGCCAAUUUAUAACCCACAACCAAUUCAAAUAGUUUAACCCAUAUAUUCCAAAUACCCAAGCAUAAUAACUUGUGUGUACUGCUAAAGACAGGUGCAAACGGUUGUGAAUUAUGAAGCAGGCACUGGAACCUACUUGGUUGGAGGGAUAGUGGCCGCUGUUGGAUUGUGGUUAGGUUGCUGUUUAAUACCGUGCUUCAUUUAAGAUUGUAAAGACGCCGUUCACUUUUGUCCUUCUUGUCAGGCCAACGUGGGAAAGAAGAGAUUUAUAUUCGAUUGAUUAAGAUAUGUAUUAUGGAAUGUGUAGAUUCAAUUUUUAUUACUGUUCUAAAUCCCAAAAAUUAUAUUUAAA